This is a messenger RNA of Pyrus x bretschneideri (Chinese white pear), 2504 nucleotides long. RefSeq names its product glutamate receptor 1.2-like. Gene Ontology annotation, cellular component: plasma membrane. The coding region runs from base 84 to 2504 and encodes 806 amino acids. The record is from RefSeq and is a predicted model, not a curated record. Gene Ontology annotation, molecular function: glutamate-gated receptor activity. The transcript has 5 exons. Lineage: Eukaryota; Viridiplantae; Streptophyta; Magnoliopsida; Rosales; Rosaceae.
UCUCGAUAUUUCUCACCUUCUUUAGCCUUGUCAGUUCUUUACAUGGUGAAAUAGAAGAAACUCAUGUCGGGUUGAUUCUUGACAUGGGAUCGACGGAGGGAAAGAUUGUUCAAAGCUGCAUAUCGGAAGCUUUAUCUGAUUUCUACCAUAAGCAUAAUGACUACAGCACAAAAGUUGUUCUCCACAGUAGGGAUUCCAAAGGAGAGCAUCUGCAUGCUCUAUCAUCUGCUCUGCAUCUUUUGGAAAACACUAAAGUUGCAGCAAUAAUUGGUGCACAAACAAGAGUGGAAGCAAAUCUUUUGGCAAAUUUGGGAGAAGCAGCUAAAGUGCCCAUAAUGUCCUUUUCGGAACCUAGUCCUCCUCUUCCUCUAAAUGACGAUAGGAAUGCCUUCUCUGUCGGGAUCGCACAAGAUGAAACUUCUCAAGUUAUGGGGAUCAAUGCCAUCAUUGAAGCUUAUAAAUGGAAGGAUGUCAUACUUCUGUAUGACAACACAGAGUACGGGAAUGACAUGAUUCCAACUUUGACAAGUUCCUUUCAACAGAAAAAUGUGUAUAUAGCACAUAAAAGUUGUGUUGCUAUAUCCUCAACAAAUGAACAAAUCUUCGAAGAACUCCAAACGCUAAUGAAAUUGAAGACAAAGGUAUUUGUUGUGCACAUUUCACACUUGCUUGUGCCUCACCUUUUCUCUAAUGUAAAUAAGUUAGGAAUGAUGAGUGAAGGGUAUACUUGGAUUCUGACAUCAGCUAGCAUGAAUUUCUUGCAUUUCAUGGAUUCUAAUGUGAUUGAAUCAAUGCAAGGGGUGAUAGGUUUGAAGUCUUAUAUUCCACCAUCAACUAGGCUGCAAAAUCUUACUUCAAAAGUGAUGAACAAACUUUACAUGGAGGAUCCAAAUAUGAAAGUAAGUGAGUUAAGUGCAGACAAAAUCUGGGUGUACGAUGCAACUUGGGCUCUAGCUGAAGCAAUUGAAAGAGCAAGUAUUCAAAAUUCUACUAGAUCCAAACAUGGAGUUGUGCUACUAAGAGAAAUAUUGCAAAGGAGGUUUACGGGUUUAAGUGGUGAAAUUCAAUUUCCAAAGGGGAAACUGAUUUCAGGUACAUUAGAGAUAGUAAAUGUGAUAGGAAAAGAAGCAAGAAGGGUCGGAUUUUGGUUUUUCGAAGAAAAGACCGAUAAAGCUCAGUCACACAUGCUUAACAAUGGGAGAAAUCUUCUUUUAAGCAACCAUUUGAAAACAAUCAGAUGGCCAGGAGGAUCUAAAAGGCAAUUGAGUAGUGAAAUAAAAUUGAGAAUUGGUGUUCCAGUGAGAGUUGGGUUCAAGGAACUUGUGCGUGUGGACCAUGAUCUUCAAACCAAUAGAACAAAUGUCACUGGGUUCAGUAUCGAUGUGUUCAAAACUGCAAUCAGUGCGUUGCCGUAUAAAGUACAUUAUGAAUUUUUUCCAUUUGAGAAUGAACAUGGAGUUAUGGCGGGGACUUACAGUGAUCUUGUUUACCAGGUUUAUCUCCAGAAGUACGAUGCUGUCGUUGGAGAUAUAACAAUCACAUCGAACAGAUCUCAAUAUGUUGAUUUUACAAUGCCAUAUACUGACCUAGGUGUGGGAAUACUAGUGCCAAAUCGAAAGGACAACAUGUGGAUUUUCCUGAAACCACUUUCAGCAUACCUUUGGAUAACGAGUGCGUGUUUCUUUAUACUUACGGGUUUCAUUGUGUGGUUAAUUGAGCGUCCUGUCAACCAAGAAUUCCAAGGCACAACUUCACAGCAAAUCGGAACAAUAUUAUGGUUCUCCUUCUCAACCCUUGCAUUUGCUCAUAGGGAGAAGAUACUAAGCAACCUGGCAAAGUUUGUAGUGAUAAUAUGGAUGUUUGUAGUGCUUAUAUUGACAUCCAGUUACACUGCUACUUUAGCGUCAAUGAUGACAGUUAAACAGAUACGAAUGGACUCAAUUGGAAACUAUAUAGGUUACCAAUCAGGUUCAUUGGGAGUUACAGUGAACUUGAAAUUCAAAGAGAUUAAGCCGUAUCGUUCAGUUGAAGAAUAUGCAGAUGCUUUAUCAAAAGGAAGCAAGCAUGGUGGUGUUUCGGCGAUAAUUGAUGAGCUUCCAUAUAUCAAUAUCUUCCUUGCAAAGUAUUCUUCUGACUACUCCCUCAUUAAAACCAAGUCUACCACCAAUGGUUUUGCUUUUGUUUUCCCUAAAGGUUCGAAAUUGGUCCAUGACUUAUCAACACAAAUACGACAUAUGAGAGAAGAAGGAAAGCUUUUAGACCUGGAAGAGACUUGGUUUCCAAGAAAAACAAGUUUUAUGCCGGAUGAUAAUACUAUAAGUAGUCCCUCCAAUACUCUUGGCCUCUACAACUUUCUUGGUUUAUUCCUUGUCAGCGGGGUUUCGUCUGCUGUUGCACUCUUCUUAUUCGUAAUCUUUUCCCGUUCAUUUAGAAAUCUGAUUAAAGGACAACUGCAGUUGGUUGGAGAACGACUGCAGCGUUUAAGGAUGUUCCUUCCACUGUAA